CUUCAGAGCGAGGCUUGGCACGCAGAAAGUGCCUUUGCGUUUCCACCUCUGUCUUUCCUGCUGAUUUUUGCUGUCUGCCUGUCAUGAGUGCCCUCGAUCCGGCCUGUGGGCCCUCCCGGUGCCCUCUGCUCUACCUGCUUGUGCUGCUGCUCCAGCUCGGCCUUUCCCGGAGUCUGUAUUUCCAUAUUGGGGAGACGGAGAAGCGCUGUUUCAUUGAGGAGAUCCCAGAUGAGACCAUGGUGAUAGGAAACUACAAGACACAACUCUGGGAUAAGCAGUCUGAAACCUACCUGCCAUCUACCCCAGGUUUAGGCAUGCAUGUAGAAGUAAAGGACCCUGAUGGGAAGCCCGUCCUCUCCAGACAAUAUGGAUCAGAAGGAAGAUUCAUCUUUACCUCUCACACACCAGGAGAGCACCAGAUCUGCCUUCACUCCAAUUCCACUAGAAUGACUCUUUUUGCUGGAGGAAAACUGAGGGUCCAUUUAGAUAUCCAAAUUGGAGAGCACGCAAACAACUACCCAGAGAUAGCUGCAAAGGACAAACUGACAGAGCUGCAGCUCCGAGUUAGACAACUUCUUGAUCAAGUGGAGCAAAUACAAAAGGAGCAGAACUACCAAAGGUACCGUGAGGAAAGAUUCCGUCUGACCAGCGAGAGUACAAACCAGCGCGUACUGUGGUGGUCCGUUGCCCAGACUCUUAUACUUAUCCUUACUGGCAUCUGGCAAAUGAGACAUCUCAAGAGCUUCUUCGAGGCCAAAAAACUGGUGUGAAGAUUCUACAUGCAUAUACCCAGUCUGCCUCCAUAGAUUUAAUUAUUGAUCUUUCCCAAACUCCACUCUUCUUUACAUACAGAUUUCCUUAAAUAUGGGCCUUUUUUCUCUUACACAUACAAUUCCCCGUACCCCAGACAAUCAGAAAAGGAAACCGACUUCAUACCUACUCACAGACAUGCUGAUGAGAUUCUUUCCAUGCAGGCACGUCACGAACCAGGGAGGGGGGAAAAGCAAUGCAAUACUAGCAGAGAUCACUCAGGUGUCGCCUCAAUUUUUACCAAAUUAAUCCUCCCACAUUUUACCAUUUAUCUGCUGGUGGAUGUCAGAAUAAGGGAUGGAUAGGGGUAAAUGUUGACUAUUCUCAGCUACUUGAUGGACUGACACCAAAAGGGUUGCUGUAACUUCCAGUCUAUCCACGCCAAGAGUUUUGGUUCACACUGAACAAAGCCCACUACCAUCUUCAUUGGCCCUGAGACUACCAACAGUGCAUUCUUCGCAACAAAGUUUGAUCUCACUCUGCAUCCACAUGGACGUUGAGAAUGUGACUAUCUUUACAAAACAAAUUUUUAAUACUUCACAGCCAAACAGAAUGUCCUACUCAUGUGUCUAUGUAUAGAAAAGCUGCUUGUGUAAAGGUGCCAGGAUCUUAAGAGUAUCACACACUGGAUUUGUAGCAAACAGAACUACUUCAACUACAUUACAAAGUAACGGUUGAUAACCAGUACAGUCAGUUUGACCUCUUUCCCGGCUGUAGCCUUUCAUACAGAGAAGCUAGUUAUGAUGUUCACUGCUAUUUCCUGUAUAAGAACUGUACCCUUUUGUUACUAUUACUAGUUAAGUGCAAAGCCAGCAAGGAUAAGGUAUUCAUGUUUGCAGUAAAAAUGUGGUAAAUGUA
Messenger RNA from Pelobates fuscus (common spadefoot toad), 1668 nucleotides. It is a transcript of the gene TMED4, whose product is annotated as transmembrane p24 trafficking protein 4. The coding region runs from base 84 to 770 and encodes 228 amino acids. Gene Ontology annotation, cellular component: Golgi apparatus; COPII-coated ER to Golgi transport vesicle; endoplasmic reticulum-Golgi intermediate compartment. The record is from RefSeq and is a predicted model, not a curated record. The transcript is spliced from 5 exons. Gene Ontology annotation, biological process: endoplasmic reticulum to Golgi vesicle-mediated transport; positive regulation of canonical NF-kappaB signal transduction; Golgi organization. Lineage: Eukaryota; Metazoa; Chordata; Amphibia; Anura; Pelobatidae.